AUGUAUUUUGCAGCAUCAAUGGAAAACUCAAAUUUAGAUGAGCAACAUACAAAAGUUGAAGUUUCAUUAGAAGAAAGUGAUAGGGAAGAAACAAGACAGAUUGUUUCCGAAAUAGGAGUUGGAAAUUUGAGAGACCCCUAUAUCGGUAAGGAGUUUCAGUCACUUGAUGAUUCAUUUAAAUUUUAUCUCAAUUAUGCUCAUUGUAGCGGUUUUAGUGUACAUCGAGGUCGUAUGACUAAGUCAAGAAAAGGUAAAUCAAUAAUUGGUCAAGAGUUUGUCUGUUCAAAGCAAGGAUUUCGUUCAAAGAAAAAUUUAGAAAGUAAUAAACCACGAGAUGAAACCAGAGAAGGAUGCAAAGUGUUGUUAUAUAUGUCAAAGAAAGAAGAAGGUAAUUGGGUUGUUUGUAGGCUUGUUGCUAAGCACAAUCAUGAACUUGCAUCUCCAAAUAGUAAAAAAUUCUUGCGAUCAAAAAGAAAAAAAUCUGAUGCCCAAAAGAAUCUUAUUGAUUUACUUGAUAACUCUAGAGUUCGUCCAAGUAAAAUAGCGUCAGUGUUGAUGAAUCAAGCUGGGGGUGUAGAUCGACUGAAUUUAACAAGUCAAGAUAUCCAGAAUUAUUUGCAAACUAGAAGACAAAAAGAUCUUGAAAAAGGAGAUGCACAAUUAAUGCUACAAUAUUUUCAAAGGCGUCAAUUUGAAAAUCCAGGUUUCUUUUAUGCAAUUCAAAUGGAUGUAGAUGGUCAUUUAGCUAAUUGUUUUUGGGUUGAUGCUAGAUCUAGGAUUGCUUAUAAGAAUUUUGGGAAAGUAGUUGUUUUGAUCCUACAUAUCUGA
Molecule: messenger RNA, 828 nt
Organism: Solanum tuberosum (potato)
Lineage: Eukaryota; Viridiplantae; Streptophyta; Magnoliopsida; Solanales; Solanaceae
Product: protein FAR1-RELATED SEQUENCE 5-like
Exons: 1
Coding region: 1-828 (275 amino acids)
Source: RefSeq, a predicted model, not a curated record